This is a messenger RNA of Cyclocybe aegerita, 1203 nucleotides long. Lineage: Eukaryota; Fungi; Basidiomycota; Agaricomycetes; Agaricales; Hemipholiotaceae. The record is from the annotation of a GenBank genome assembly.
AUGUCGAUCGACCUUGAAUGGGCGAAACUCGACUCCUCACUGGCGUCAUAUCUCGUUGAAGUUCUCAACAGACAGCUCAGCAAUGCAGAACGGCCAUCAUUUAUAGGCCCUGUUGAGGUGACCUCCCUCGAGUUUGGUUCGACAAGCCCAGAUGUCGAGCUUGUCGACCUACGCGAUAUCUACCGCGACUUCCUCGAAGACGACGACGACAGCGACCACGGACCAGUCAAGGUCACAGAAGGCGCUGAAGACGACGAAGGCUUCGAAUGGGUGUCGAGGCGGGUUGCGGGCCAUGAGGAAUCCCUCGCAUACCAGCACCUCCCACCACACGUUCGCUAUGGGCGCGGUGGGCCGACGGAUCUGUAUGCGUCAAUUCCUACACUUCGCUCGCCGAUGCCUCUACCUUCUGCGGACAUAUUCACCAAGGGUUUCCCUGAAUACAGGCCUCCACCGCAGCCUCUAUGGCAGAGCACGCCGAUGUUUCGGAGUCCAACACCCUCAACACCGUUUACCGCUGGUCCAUUCCGGAGAACAAGUGGCGAAUACGAACAGCAAGACGAGCUCCUCACAGCUGACGCAGAUUACUCUCAACUGCCGAGCGACAACUCCCUGAGCGACCCGCCAUCAUUCGGUGCAGAAGGACCCACAGUUACGACACCUCCGCAACCGCCACAACCACCGCAGAACCCCCACCCGAAUCUCCAACUUCAUCUCCACAUUAAUUGGCACUCCAAUCUACGGAUUACCCUCACGACUUCACUGCUCAUCAACUACCCCUCACCCAUGUUCAUGUCGCUCCCUAUCAAACUCUCUGUGACCGGGCUGGUAUUCGACGGCGAAGUCGCCGUGGCCUAUGAAGGCGAGCGACGGCGGGUGCAUAUCUGUAUUUUGGACGACCUCGAUCCUUACGGUCCCGCUGCUGCUGCAGACAGGCCUAAACGAAGCGACACGAAUGUUACACCCCCUGACAUCGACGAUGAGUCUCCACAUAGCGGUAUCCCUCCUCGCCCGUCGAAACCGUUGCCAGUUGGUCAAAGACUGCUACCGUCAAUAUACAUCGAGAGCGAGAUCGGGCAGACGGACAAACAUGUGCUAAAAAACGUCACAAGAGUGGAACGGUUCAUCCAGGAUGUGAUCCGUAAAACUGUGGAAGAGGAACUUGUUUUCCCCAACUUCCAUACGCUGGUCAUGGGCGAGUCAUGA